This is a messenger RNA of Bombyx mori (domestic silkworm), 2112 nucleotides long. RefSeq names its product probable sodium-coupled neutral amino acid transporter 6. The transcript has 9 exons. NCBI's taxonomy places the organism in Eukaryota, Metazoa, Arthropoda, Insecta, Lepidoptera, Bombycidae. Gene Ontology annotation, molecular function: L-amino acid transmembrane transporter activity. Bases 204 to 1805 code for a protein of 533 amino acids. The record is from RefSeq and is a predicted model, not a curated record. Gene Ontology annotation, biological process: amino acid transmembrane transport. Gene Ontology annotation, cellular component: vacuolar membrane.
CAUCGAUCUAGUCCCGAUCUAACCACCGUGCAACCCACUAGGCUAUUCCAAGUAUAAUAUUUAAAAAUGUUCUAUAGAAAAUAAAAAUGAUUUUAUUUAAUUUGCGAAGAAAAUGGUGCGAGAGUGUGUGUCUGUGAUCUGUUAGUUUAUUAAUUUUUCGUUUUCCUUUUUCUUACCACGUGAUCUUGUCUGAACUGCCGAGGAUGAAUGGAAAUUGCACCCCGGAAACUCCACUCGAGGAGUCGCAGACCAAGCCCUUGGUGGUGUCUAGUCACGACCGCUACACUGUUGGCGAAACCACCGGUGGGCUCAGCGUUCUGUUUACUAUCCUCUGCAUAGUAGAUCUCUUCGGAGUGUUUCCUGUCAUAGCACUACCUAAAAGCGUGAUAAGUUGCGGAAUAUACGGCAUCCCCCUAGUCCUGUCAGUGGUUGGCCUGCAGCUAUACACCGCUGCCCUGCUGGGGAGGUGCUGGCUAUUGGCCAAAGAAAUCACUCCUAUUAUCAGCGAAAAGAACAGGAGUCCAUACGCAGCUGUGGCACAACUAGCGUUCGGAGAUCCGGCCAGGAGGCUGGUGAUCUUUCUGAUCGACGCCACCGUCUUCGGCUCUGGCGUUCCAAACUUCAUCUUAGCCGCCCAGAGCCUGCAGAUAUUCUGGUGGAAGAUCUCCGGUGGUAACGUUGGCGUAACAUAUUGCAUUUGGAUGUUAGUUUUAGCCUUACUGCUCUGUCCCAUAAUGUGGCUCGGCUCACCCAAGGAUAUGAAGCCUCUCGCUCUGACGUCAGUGUUCAUAGUGACCACCGUGGCGGUAUCCACUUGGACGUGCAUCAUCCAGGACGACGUUAGCCCUGUGAGCACAGGCACCAUACUGGAGUAUCAGCCGCAUGCUCCUGACUUCCUUAUCGCUUAUGGCAUCUUGGCUUUUCAGUUCGAUAUCCAUCCAAUGCUGUUGACCAUCCAAGUGGACAUGCGCGACAGUAAGAAGGUGAACAAAGCCGUGCUCGGUGGCUUCGCCAUCACCGGUUUCAUGUUUACCACCACCGCUUUCCUUGUGGCCACUAGAUAUGGCCAAGACGUCACCAAUAACAUACUACAGACCAUCCCGCCCUCAAUACCGCUGUACCUGGUAGCGUUGUUAGUGACCCUACAGCUCUGCCUCUCCAGCGCGGUCAGCAACUCCGCACUGUUCCAGCACAUCGAAGACCUGUUGCAGAUCCCGAGAAAUUUCUGCAUACAACGCUGCUUAAUCCGAUCAAGCGUAGUGGCUGUCGCAGUGUUCCUAGCUGAAACAGUGCCGAGGUUCGAUUUAGUGAUGGGCCUCGUCGGGUCCACGCUCACGGGACCACUCAUGUUCAUAUUCCCGCCGCUAUUCUUCCUAAAACUUUGUUAUUUAAAAUCAAAGAAGGACAUAACAGAGAGCCAAAACGCUUAUUCAAAUAAUGCGACUAACGGUUCUUUGGACAGCCAAAAAAGCAAAUUAAACAAAAUCGAAACAAGCGGGUCGAGUCAACAAAAUGGCGUCGUGACAGUCAUCCAAAAUGGCGAAAAUGUCAACCCAUCGUUGUACACGAAAUACAAGACUUUUUCGCGCGAUUACGCUGAAAUGGGCAAAGAAGAUGAAUAUACGAUAAAGUGGUACGACAUCGUACUGGCUCUAGUGGUGAUGACCCUGGGCAUCGCGGCAACAGUUAUAGCAACGUAUUGUAGUUGGGCACAUUCGAUAGAGUACGCGGAGUUCUCGCCGCCAUGUCUCUUAAACGCUACCAUAGCGGCUAGAAGUUUCCUGGAGAGUCAAAUGGCUCUAUGAAAGUACUCAUCGACAAUUCUAAAUAUUGGCGAUGUAUGAAAACAAAAUGGGACUCUACUACUGGACUACUACAAUUGUUUUUGCAGUAAAAUUUUAAAUUUUAAAACCAUAGACAACUUCAAGUGAUUGGGAUCCCCAAUCGUGAUCCCCAGCGUGUUCGUUUGAAGAUCUUGAUAGUUUAAAUUUUGUUUAUGAAUCAUUUCAUUGUUACGAUUGCUGUCUGAAAAUAUUGGUUACCGAAUAUGUAUUAUGUCUGAUAUGCAUUCAUAAUUUUUUUCUAGAAUAGAUUAAAUAUGAGUAUUACACA